AUGCCUCGCUACUCCAUCGUCCUCAACUUCUACACCGGCUUUUCAUUCACGGGCACCCUCCACGUCUGGACGCAGGCUCCAACGGCCCCCAACGGCCCCCUGCAACCUAGGGCUCCGGAACCACCAAAUCCUCAUGCUGCACGCAUCCCCAGGCCCACACUCGGUAACGCACUGGUACGGCUCCUUGACGGCUGCCUCACCGCUGCCGCUGCACUACCCGACCCUGCCGUACGGCGGGCCGCCGCCGGCAACGUCAUUGCAGCGUUCAGCCGCUCCGCUCUGCGGGAGGCCCACCUCCGCGGCAGCUGCCACAGCAGCGCAAUGCUCCACACCCCCGCCGACACCACCACCAUACCAAGGCCAGGGCGCUCUGCAGACCCAUACGACCUCCGCCCGGAGGAAAUCGAAAUGGGAUGCGGCCAGAACGGGAGCUCCUUCCGACCAGGGGCUCUAGACACGACCUUUCUGGAUGCCGCUUUUGCACUGCUGGCGGCAGUUGCCCCCCGGCAUCCAUCCCUGGCUUCGGAGCUGCGGUUAAUGGAGGUGGCGUGGGGAGCAGCAGCGGGGCUGCCUGAGCCUGUAGAGGCGGAGGUGACUGCACGGGCGCCGCCGGGCGAAGCGCCGCCGCCACAGCGGGUCUAUGCACCUAAGGGGCCGGCGGCAACGGCAGUGACGGCGACGGAGUCCACGGCACCGAGUGCCGCAGCGGACGUCGUAUCUGGGACGGAGUCCGGAACGGCUUCGGCAGUUGCGGAUGCGGAGGGGCUGGUGGAAUUCUUCCUGAGCUCGGAUUUUCAGUGCCGUCUGGCAGCGGGGCAGCUCUUGUACGGAAUGCCGUACGAUGACCCGGGCAGAUCCUCUGGGGCGGUCACCUUUGGCUUUGGCUGCGGCGACAACAGUAACGGCCGCGACUCUUCCACGAGGUUCCACUCAGGCGAUGACAAGGGUGUUGAGAUCCCCGGUUCGAAUCCGGGCCCAGGCGUGAUCGCAACUGCAGGCUUAGCAGCUAUGGGGGAGCCGCAGCGGCAGUGGCCGCAACAUGUAUACGGUCAAGGGCAGCAGCACCAGCACCAGCACCCGCAGGAAGCGCAGGCCGCUGUAGGGCCGCAGCGGCGCUCGUGUGAUGGGGCGGGGGAGGACGCCACGCUGCUGCUGCUGGUUGAGGAGCUGUGUGAAGUCCCUGCACUAGCGGAGCUGUGUGCCUCAGCGGCUCUGGCCGACAUGUGGCCUGACCUGGUGGUACGUGUGGCGGAGGGGGGUGCGGAGGCGGCGGUGCGCUGGCUGACGCGACUGGGCGGGCAGGGGCACCUAGAGGCCGAACAGCUCAACCGCGGCAGCCACGAAGGCGUCUUCCCGACGGCGGCGCUUCCGUCGGACUACAGUCACGUGCGUGGUUGGGGUGGUGGCGUGGGGAUCGGCGGCGGCGGCGGCGGUGUCGACGAUGUUUGGUUCCCUGGGAAAGGGGGAGUGGGAGCGGUCGUAAAUAGACCUGGUGGAGAGGAGGCGGUGGAGGAGGUUGGGGCGGUGGUACAGCGCGCCAUGUCACAGCGGUGCUGUCGGCUGAUAGCAGCUGCACUGGCGUUGCAGCCGGAGGGGUUGCUGCUAGGGAAGGGAGCUAGGGCAGGGGAUGGGGUCCCCCUGCCGCCGCAGCUGCUGUGUGUCCUGGCCCUGAGGAGUGGCGAGGUACGACAGGCGCUGCUGGCGGGACUGGCGGCGGCCGCGGCGGCGGGGGGGGGGCCAGUGGCGCCAGGCGCUCCUCGUCCAUUACCCCAUUAUGAUGAUGAUGAUGAUGAUCAGCAGCAGCAGCAGCAGCAGCAGCGGCGCCGUGCAGGGCCGGGCGGCCGGGCGGCGGUUGGGUUGGUUGGGCCGCAGCAGCGGCAUGUUGGAGGGUUGUCGGAAUGGUUUCGUGUGGUGGGUUGGGACCUAGGGGAGGUGAUGCAGCGGUUCCUUUUGUCGUCGCAGAGGGCUCAUACCCCGCCCCGCGAAUCUUCCCUUCCCGCGCGGACUGCAUUGUGA
Molecule: messenger RNA, 2016 nt
Organism: Volvox carteri f. nagariensis
Lineage: Eukaryota; Viridiplantae; Chlorophyta; Chlorophyceae; Chlamydomonadales; Volvocaceae
Exons: 1
Coding region: 1-2016 (671 amino acids)
Source: RefSeq, a predicted model, not a curated record